Molecule: messenger RNA, 2335 nt
Organism: Coregonus clupeaformis (lake whitefish)
Lineage: Eukaryota; Metazoa; Chordata; Actinopteri; Salmoniformes; Salmonidae
Product: histidine--tRNA ligase
Exons: 14
Coding region: 132-1910 (592 amino acids)
Biological process (GO): histidyl-tRNA aminoacylation; mitochondrial translation
Cellular component (GO): mitochondrion
Molecular function (GO): histidine-tRNA ligase activity; ATP binding; identical protein binding
Source: RefSeq, a predicted model, not a curated record
UGGCCGAUAAAGCGCAGAUACAAGAUGCGAUUAAAACACAAGGAGAAGUCGUGCGGAAACUAAAGACAGAAAAAGCAAGCAAAGAACAGUGAUAGGGUUGCUCACCACUUUUCUCCUGUUCUUCCUGCUCGAUGCCAACCACUGCUGGGGCCAAAUCUUCAUCUACCUCCUCCACAUGUCACUACUUGGGAUCCAAACACUUCCACUGGAUAUUCCUGGAUAACCCUGCUUUUGAAUUGGAUAAUCCCUCACCUGGCUUGGUGGAUUUUGCUAUUGGACUGUACUGCGGCUGUGAUACCGCACUCCUGAACGGCCAUUUUGGUUGUUGUUUUUUGGUUGCUUUUCCUGCUGCGAUGAAUACCCUGGUUAUGGCGUCCCUGCGUCUGUGUGCGGGGUUGGCGGGCCGUCGGUCUGGAUUGUGUGUCCGCUCUCUACGCACCCUCUCUGGGAUGACUGUGUCUCAGAUCGAUGAGGAAGUGGCCAAAUUGUUGGAGCUGAAGGCUCAGAUUGGAGGAGAUGAAGGCAAACACCAAUUCACGCUCAAGACUGCCAAGGGCACCAGGGACUAUAACCCUAAGCAGAUGGCCAUCAGAGAGAAAGUCUUCAACACCAUCAUCCGCUGUUUCAAACGCCACGGAGCCGAGACCAUUGACACGCCCGUCUUUGAGCUGAAGGAAACGUUGACGGGAAAGUAUGGGGAGGACUCUAAGCUCAUCUACGACCUGAAGGACCAAGGAGGAGAGCUGCUGUCCCUUAGAUAUGAUCUCACUGUGCCCUUCGCCCGUUACCUGGCCAUGAACAAGAUCACCAACAUCAAGCGCUACCACAUCGCCAAGGUCUAUCGCCGUGACAACCCUGCCAUGACACGGGGUCGCUACAGGGAGUUCUAUCAGUGUGAUUUUGACAUUGCAGGCCAGUAUGACCCCAUGAUCCCAGACGCUGAGUGCCUGAAGAUUGUCCACGAGAUCCUGAGUGAGCUGGAGCUGGGAGAUUUCCGCAUCAAGGUGAACGACAGACGUAUUCUAGAUGGAAUGUUUGCAGUUUGUGGCGUUCCAGAUGAUAAGUUCCGUACCAUCUGCUCCACAGUGGAUAAACUCGACAAGAUGUCGUGGGAGGAUGUGAGGAGUGAGAUGGUGAAGGAGAAGGGUCUGUCUGAGGAGGCAGCCGAUCAGAUCGGACAGUAUGUCAGUAUGCAGGGGGGGAUGGACCUAGCUGAGCGCCUGCUGCAGGACGCUAAGAUGUCGCAGAGCAAGCAGGCGUGUGCUGGCCUCACAGACAUGAAGCAGCUCUUCAGCUACCUACAGCUCUUCCAGGUCACAGACAAGGUGGUGUUUGACCUAAGUCUGGCCCGUGGGUUGGACUACUACACAGGAGUGAUCUAUGAGGCCAUUCUGACCCAGACAGGCCCGGUCCCUGUGGUGGCGGCCCAGAAGGCUGAGGAGGGUGUGAGCGUGGGCAGCGUGGCGGGCGGCGGGCGCUAUGACGGCCUGGUGGGCAUGUUCGACCCCAAGGGCAGGAAGGUGCCGUGUGUGGGGGUCAGCAUCGGCAUCGAGAGGGUUUUCUCCAUCAUGGAGCAGAAGGCUGAGGCGUCGGCGGAGAAGGUGCGCACCACAGAAACUCAGGUCAUGGUGGCCUCGGCACAGAAAAACCUUCUGGAGGAGAGACUCAGACUGACCGCUGAACUGUGGAACGCUGGGAUCAAGGCAGAAGUGAUGUAUAAGAAGAACCCCAAGCUGCUGAGCCAGCUGCAGCACUGUGAGGACUCUGGGAUCCCCCUGGUGGCGAUCCUGGGGGAGCAGGAGCUCAAGGACGGGGUGGUGAAGCUCCGAACGGUCCACAGCCGAGAAGAGGUUGACGUGUCAAGAGCAGAGCUAGUGGAGGCGAUCAAGAAAAGGACCUCAGAUGUCUAAGUCAUGGUUCUGCCUGACAACAGCACCCCGUCUCAUCACCUGAUUGGCCCAAAAACAGUUGUUUGUUUACCACAGGUAAACAGGUCUCAUCGCUGACCACCCAAAGCCCUCCACACACCAACCAAGACGUCAACAUUCUCAACUGUUGAAUUUGUCCUGAUUCCCCAAUAGUUUCACUUGUCCAGGCCUCUCAUAUUAAUGGUCUUAAGAAAAAGCAGUGGUUUCAUGCCGACUACCCAGACACCUGCAUAGCCUCAAGGACGAGGAACUUUGGCAUGCUAUUGUCUUAUGUACAUUUAUCAGAGGCAAUGUUGUAAGUCACUGCAUUACAGCUUCAGUCUGAGCACUAAAGGUUAACCUAUCUGCCUAUAUAAGGACAAUAAAAUGUCUGUUCUAUUAACCCACCAAUAAACUGAUUCAUCUGA